CCUCUCGUGGCCUCCUCCUCACUUCUUCCUUCCGAUCGAAGCCAACCUACCUCCUCCCUCUGCUCCUGCUCCGGCGAAAUCGAGGACGAGUCUUCUCCACUCCGCCGCCGCCGCUUCCUCCUCUCCGUCCUAGGGUGCAAAAGAGGUUAACCUUCAGGUUCGCAAAUAUGUAUUUUGAAGGCUAUGGUUACCGUGGAAGCACUUUUGAGCAGACCUAUCGCUGCUACCCUGCAUCUUUCAUUGACAAGCCACAGCUUGAAUCUGGUGACAAAAUUAUCAUGCCACCUUCAGCGCUUGAUCGUCUCGCAUCUCUGCAUAUUGAAUACCCUAUGCUAUUUGAAGUCCGUAAUACAGCAGCAGAACGUACUUCACACUGUGGUGUCCUAGAGUUCAUUGCAGAAGAAGGGAUGAUCUACAUGCCAUAUUGGAUGAUGCAAAAUCUUCUUCUGCAAGAAGGAGAUAUGGUGUUUAUAAAAAAUGCCACCCUCCCGAAGGGCACAUAUGUGAAGCUGCAGCCUCAUACCACCGACUUCUUAGACAUUACGAACCCUAAAGCAAUCUUGGAGAAAACUUUGCGGAACUACUCUUGUCUAACCACUGGUGACAGCAUUAUGGUGGCAUAUAAUAACAAGAAAUACUACAUUGAUAUAGUUGAAACAAAGCCUUCCAGUGCUGUAAGCAUAAUUGAGACUGAUUGUGAGGUUGACUUUGCCCCACCACUUGACUACGUAGAGCCUGAGCGACCAAAACCUUCUGCUCCUCCUAGCGCUGAUCCUACUGCAGAAGCCGCAGUUGAAGAGGAACCAAAGUUCACCCCCUUCACAGGUCCUGGAAGGCGCUUGGAUGGGAAGGUGCCUAAAGAUCUGGAAGGCUCAUCCUCUUCGCCUGCAAAGCGGCAAGCUAAUGCGACCAACAGUGUGCAGCCCUCAACAGCCUCAGCCUCCACAUCACAGAGCACCACGGCACGUAAAACCACGGGAAAACUGGUCUUUGGCCCAGGCGGAAGCCAGUCAUCAAAAGCAAAAGAAAAGGUACCUGAGAAGGAUGUGAAGGAAGACCCGAAGAAAGAAGAGCCGAAGUUUUCAGCGUUUACAGGAAAGAAGUACUCGUUGAAGGGCUAAAUAGUCAGAAAAUCUGUUAUCUGUACUGAAAGUCUCAAACUCCAUCGGGGAGAAUAAUUCGAUCUGCUACUGUUUAGUUAUCUCUGGUCCCAUCUUUGGGCUGACUAGUGGUGUCUCGUGUCUGGAUGUUGAAUGCUUAUUCUUUUUUUAUCAUCAGCUGUACUGAUCCUUGUGUCAGCUAACUGGUUCAGUUCAACUGAUGUGAGAAAAGUAUUUUAAUCUCUCAUGGAAUUUUAAGGAGCUUGUACAUAUUCCCUUUA
Messenger RNA from Lolium rigidum, 1381 nucleotides. RefSeq names its product ubiquitin fusion degradation protein 1 homolog. The coding region runs from base 168 to 1121 and encodes 317 amino acids. The record is from RefSeq and is a predicted model, not a curated record. The transcript has 10 exons. Gene Ontology annotation, molecular function: polyubiquitin modification-dependent protein binding. Gene Ontology annotation, cellular component: VCP-NPL4-UFD1 AAA ATPase complex. Lineage: Eukaryota; Viridiplantae; Streptophyta; Magnoliopsida; Poales; Poaceae.